Messenger RNA from Limanda limanda (common dab), 2577 nucleotides. It is a transcript of the gene ca5a, whose product is annotated as carbonic anhydrase Va. The transcript is spliced from 7 exons. The coding region runs from base 737 to 1711 and encodes 324 amino acids. Gene Ontology annotation, molecular function: zinc ion binding; carbonate dehydratase activity. Gene Ontology annotation, cellular component: cytoplasm; mitochondrion. NCBI's taxonomy places the organism in Eukaryota, Metazoa, Chordata, Actinopteri, Pleuronectiformes, Pleuronectidae. The record is from RefSeq and is a predicted model, not a curated record.
GACUAAGUCUCAGUGUCUCUGUGUGUCUCUGGUCCCUGUCUGUCUAUCUGACUCUGGUCUGUCUGUCUAGUCUCUGUCUCGGGUCUGUCUCUCUGGUCCUGUCUGUCUCUAUCUGUCUCUCUCUCUCUGGUCUGUUACUCUGGUCUGUCUCUGUCUCUCUCUUUGAUUUGUCUCUCUCUCUCUGGUCCCUGUCUGUCUCUCUCUGGUCCCUGUCUGUCUCUCUGUCUCUGUGGUCUGUCUCUCUGGUCCCUCUCUCUCUCUCUGGUCCUGUCUGUCUCUAUCUGUCUCUCUCUGUGGUCUGUUACUCUGGUCUGUCUUUGAUCUCUCUCUCUCUCUUUGAUCUCUCUCUCUCUCUUUGAUCCCCCUCGCCCCCCCCAUGUGUCCAGUCGGACCCUAUCUUUCAGGGGACACGUCCCCCGGUGUCUCUCUCUCUCUCUCCGUCAUGCUUUGAACCAGUGUAAACACAAACCAGUGCGUUCGCUCCGCCUCCUCCAGUCCGGCGGUGGGAGGGUUCAGACCUGCGGGGGAGCGGGAGCUCGGAGACGGCUGCUGGUGGUGGAACGAGCCGCUGGUUCCGGAGCUCACUUCAACCGGAGAGUCUUUAAAAAGGAGCUAGCUGUUAGCUGCUAGCUGUUAGCCGCUAGCUCGUUAGCUUCGGGCUACAACCACCCAGGGGUCGUGAACGCGCCUGCUCGUCCCCGCCUGCAGUGAGCUUCGUGUCAGUCGGGGAUCGAACAUGGUGACACUGAGCUCCGUGGUCCGCCCGCUGGUCGCCCAGCUGCACCGGCGGCUCCCCGGGCAGCUGACCCGGAGGAUCCACCCUCUCACCGGGGGUCGGACCCGGAUCACGCCGGCCAGGAGCUGCAACCUCUCGGCUUGUUCCAGCAAAUAUGUCCUGUCCCAUGUGCAUCCCAUGUGGCAGGGACCCCUGGCGAUACCAGGAGGCGAUCGCCAGUCUCCCAUCGACAUCAUCGCACGGAAGAGCGUCCUGGACACCGAGCUGAAGCCUCUGGUCCCCGAAUACGACCCAGACACCUGCCAGCAGAUCUGGAAUAACGGUUACUCCUUCCUGGUGGAGUAUGACGACACCACAGACAAGUCCACGCUGAAAGGGGGCCCCCUGAGAGACAAAUACAGGCUGUGUCAGUUCCACUUCCACUGGGGGGAGAGCAACGCCUGGGGCUCGGAGCACACCGUGGACAGGAAGCUGUUCCCUGCAGAGCUCCACUUGGUUCACUGGAACUCUGACAAGUACAGUCUGUUCGAGGAGGCAGUGAUGGAGGACAACGGACUGGCUGUGAUCGGAGUCUUUCUAAAGGUUGGAAAGAGACAUGAGGGUCUGCAGAAGCUGGUCGACGCUCUGCCUGCAAUCAGACACAAAGACAGCGUGGUGGAGUUCAACAGGUUCGAUCCCAAGUGUCUGUUACCGUCCAACACUGACGACUACUGGACGUAUCACGGCUCCCUGACCACGCCCCCUCUGACCGAAGCUGUCAGCUGGAUCGUGAUGCAGCAGCACAUUGAAGUCAGCCACGAUCAGCUGGCCGUCUUCCGGAGCCUCCUGUUCACCUCGGCUGAGGAGGAAGUGCAGAAGAGCAUGGUGAACAACUUCCGUGUGCAGCAGCCUCUGCGGGGUCGCACCGUCCGCUCCUCCUUCAGUCCCUUCCUGCAGGGGGCGCCAUCAGCUGAAGACGACCAUCACACUCACUGACAAUGCUGGACCCAGUACACACACACAGAAACACACACACAGAAACACACACACACACACAGACCUCUGUGAGCAAAAUGAAAAAUUAGAUCUCGAAAUCUAAUUUUUCCUCCAUGAGCAGAAAACCUACUUUUAAAGUUUCACCGGGGAAACUUCCAUUUCUUCUUCAUGCUGUUCAUUGUGUUAUUAUUACAAACAGUUUAACAUGGAGGGUCGAGGGAAACGUCUGUUUUAUGGGUAGUUGAGAUUCAUAUUUAGGAGACUUUCAGAUUUUUGGGGGUGGGUCAGGGAUGGUUACUGUGGGGAAAGUAUAUAGUUAUUAACAUGAGUCGUAUUUAUAAAACAUUUACAGUUUAUUCAGUUACUGUACAUGAGUUUUUAUCUGCAGUUUAUGAGCUGGAAGGUAAAAAAAAAACAGGAAAGCAGCUGAAUCAGCUCUGACGUCCUCGUGGAGAUGUUUUUAUUUUUCUUCCACGUCAGGACGAUGGAGCUGCCGUCAGUUUACAUCACGAGAUCUUAACAGACGAUGGUUUUAUUGCCUUGUAUCUCUCCAGUCAUAACUUAUUUCAUAUGAUCAGUUUCUGUUUUUUUACCAGAAAUAAGACUUUUAUUAACGAGUAUCGUUGGUUGCUGGGUUUAUCCUCAAUCGUACAUUAUCCAGAUGAGCAGAAUGUAUGUUUUCCACGUCUGUUACAAAGAGAUAUCGAAUUCAGAUCAUGUGACAUUGUUUUUUUUUUACAUCAUGUUGCUUUCAAACAAGCCUUCGCUUCUCUUCCUACAACCUGUUCAAUAAGUUACUAAUAUGCACAAACAUGCCAGGCCGCUGUAGCACAUGUACUUUAAGACUCUUAAAAGCAAAAUAAGCA